Molecule: messenger RNA, 1047 nt
Organism: Dicrocoelium dendriticum
Lineage: Eukaryota; Metazoa; Platyhelminthes; Trematoda; Plagiorchiida; Dicrocoeliidae
Source: the annotation of a GenBank genome assembly
GAACAACCUUAAGGCCAGCACUGCGCGCUAGCUGCUUAGAUGGUGCGUAUAUAAUCGUGUUGCUGACUGUCACUAGUGGAAUUGACGAAGUGGUGUUCUUGGAAUUCUAAUUUCUUCAAUACCAUGGGUCAACCGUGCCGGCUGUUUGUGACACUCAGUUGCACACUUUUACUCAGUAGCAUUACGGAUGCUGAAUAUCCGCUGGAAUUCACUGCUCAAGUGCAAUCCUACCCAAAUAUAAUGCGAACAAAAGACCUGUGUCUACCGCUGAAGGGGAGUUACGAACAUGCCCAAACCUAUGUUUGCGAUCCGGAUCGGCUUCUCACGGUGAACCAAAUCAAUCGACUGAACAGUAUUUUACAAGAAUUUCGGAAUCUUCGCUCGAGAGACGACACGGUUUGCACACCCAGUAACCCUCAUCCGGUGAUUGCAGUGGCGCUAGUGAACAAAUUGAAGGUGGGUAACGAAAUCCCUGAUCGACUGCUCAGCUAUGCGUCCAUAUUUGCCUACUAUCUGUUCAACGAAUGGAAUUUGCCCUCCACGUGCCACACGGGGUCAGACAAAAUGAUCGUGUUUUAUUCGAAGGAUGACGGUGUGAUCUACACAUUUGCUGGAAACCUACUGGAGAGAAAAUUAUCCUCGAACAAUCUCAUCGAUAUCGCCGUUCAAUCAAGAGUGUACUUUUCGAAUGGAAUUUAUGAAGGUCUGACUUAUUUAAUUCAGAGGUACAGAGAUGCUGUCACACUGGGUCGAGUGGACAUAUUCAACAGAGGGUAGAAACUACAAAUCGGAUAGCCUAAAUCAGAUGGAACCAGCUGAGUGGACCUUGCACCACUUGUGGUCACCACAACCCCUCAAAUUCUCUUCGUAUCUUUCACUUUUAGGUCGAAAACGACAACUAACGCAUGCAGUAAUCUAUGAAUUUCGGUUCGCGCAAAACAAACUACACAAGCUGUUCUACGAGCUGACCUUCGAUUUAUAAAAAUAACGAUUGUUCUACAAUUUGCACCGGUUUUUCCCAAAAUAUACAGCACUUUCGCAACCACG